Lachancea lanzarotensis is the source of this 756-nucleotide messenger RNA. It is a transcript of the gene GIR2, whose product is annotated as LALA0S03e02410g1_1. The record is from RefSeq and is a predicted model, not a curated record. The transcript has a single exon. Gene Ontology annotation, biological process: cytoplasmic translation. Lineage: Eukaryota; Fungi; Ascomycota; Saccharomycetes; Saccharomycetales; Saccharomycetaceae. The coding region runs from base 1 to 756 and encodes 251 amino acids. Gene Ontology annotation, molecular function: protein binding.
AUGGAUUAUAACGAGGAGCAGACUCAAGAAUUGGAAGUACUGGAAUCCAUUUACCCAGAUGAGUUGACCAUUGUUAAAGACAGUUUCCCAAAUAUUCAAUUCGAGGUUAAACUUCCGCUGGAUUUGAUUCCUCUAGAUAGUUCAUCAUUCACUCAGGGAUCGUUAACCAAAGACCACUGGGCUGCGAUAAAUAUAAAACUGCCAGAAACUUACCCAGAUGUUGCUCCCAUAGUGAGCAUAUCGUGUGAAGAACUGAAAAAAGACGGUGUGGAAAGCGAGGACGAUGAUGAAGACGAUAGUGAUUCAGAAGUAGAAUACGACGACCAUGGAAAUCCACUUAUAUCCAAGCUAACCAAUUUGCCUGACCAGGUCGAAUUCGAGGAACACGCCCGUGUUCUUGAAUCUCAAGUGGAAUCUCAGGCUUCCGAAGAUAUGCUUAUUGGCAUGCAAAUGACCUUUGCACUGGUUUCGUGGAUAAAGGAGUCACUGGAGCAGUUUUUCCAAGAAAGGCUAGACGAACUAGAACGUGAACAUGAACGGACCCUUGCUGCUCGUGAAAAAGAGGAACAAAAAAAAUUCCAUGGCACUCAAGUCACUAGAGAAUCGUAUCUGGAAUGGAGAGCCAAAUUCCGUGAAGAGACAGGUCGUAAUGAAAGAGACGCUGCACGCAAGAAAGAAGCUCAUGGCGGUAAAUUGUCCGGGAGACAGCUCUUCGAACAAGGUCUGGACGGUAGCGAAGACGUGGAAGAAGACUAA